This is a messenger RNA of Pantherophis guttatus, 7593 nucleotides long. RefSeq names its product kinetochore scaffold 1 (gene KNL1). Gene Ontology annotation, biological process: cell division; protein localization to kinetochore; attachment of spindle microtubules to kinetochore. Gene Ontology annotation, cellular component: nucleus. The record is from RefSeq and is a predicted model, not a curated record. Lineage: Eukaryota; Metazoa; Chordata; Lepidosauria; Squamata; Colubridae.
AUUAUUUGCUCGGAUUUUUUUGCUAUUCCUCCUUCUCCCCCAUCCCCCCCCCCCCGCACAUUACUUCGGCGUAAAACACUGGUGGCCACUUGAGGGAGGUGGAGCAUGAUGUCGUACGGCGAGAAGAAACCGCCAUGAUGGAAAAGAGCCUCCAGGAGCAUUAGAGGCGACGGCGCAUGCGUGAAGCCUGGCGGUUGGUUUGAAUCCGACGGCUGUGGCGGCCUCAGCGUUUGCAUCUGUGGCAAAAAUGGCUGGGAAAGUCGACCGAGCCUGACAGCGAAAAAGGGAUCUGCGGGAACAAAGCCUUGGUUGGCCUAAGUAACCGGUGUAUGGUCGGGGACAGGCGCGAGUUCACGAUUUAGACACCAGAGGCUUCCAAAAUGGACACGAUAUAUACUGAGAUGAAUGAGGAGAAAGACUUUACAGAGGGCAUAAAUAAAAGAAGAAUUUCAUCAAUUUUAAAAGCUCCCCGAACACCUCUUUGUGACUUAGGCACAGGAAAUGAAUUUACUCAGGAAUACAACGUUGAGAAACGUCAGAAAAACUCUAGGCGGGUGAGUUUUGCAGAGACCAUAAGGGUCUUUCCACAUGAUCCUCAAACUCUUGUUGAAUUAAAUCAUGCAGUUGUAGAACCUUCAAAUGAAACAAGAAAUCAAAAUCUACUAAAUGAAAAUGAAGAACCAGAAGCUACCAAGUAUGAGAUAACUGGGAUGAACACUUUACUUCAUGCUCCUAUCCACACUUUGCAACAGAUGGAGUGUCUUGAUGCCAACCCUAGCCAAGAGUUGAACAUCACGAAUAGAACACUGAUUUUUUCAGAACAAAAUGAAAUGGAUAUGACAUCUGGUCACACAAUCUUGAUUACCCAUGACACUAAAGUCUGUCAAGAAACUGACAAACCCAAGAAGAUAAAUUUUGAAUCAUUUUUGUCUCAGAUAAAACCUGGAAAAAAAGCUUCACAAGUUACUGAAACCUGCUUCUCAUAUAGCUCUGUACAAAUGAAUGAGAGCAAUUUAUCUCAGCAGAAGACAAAUACUGAAAAGACAGACAAAAUUAAUUUAGGAGACUUUUUGGAAAGUUUAAGGUCCACUAAACUCUUUUCAGCACCCUUUAAUGAGAUUAUCCCUUCAGGUGGACCAGCUUCAGAAAGAAGUACUUAUUCUUCCAAACAAAAUGUAUGUUCUCAUUUGCAAACAGAAAAUUGCAACAUGACUACUGUCUUUGGAGGACUUGAUAAUAGGCAACAUGAUGAAACCUCUGCUCUAUCUAUUGAAAAAGCCAUUUCUGCUUCAAAGCAAUUAGGAUGUGCUGAAAGUAUGGAUUUAAUUACUGCCAACACAGAAAGACUUUUGCCAUCUGGAACUAGCACAAGUAGCAUGAUAAAUCAACAACAGAAUCUUGGAAAGGAUAAAUCAGUUACUCAUAGCACAGUUAGCUGCACUCUAAGGACUUCAAAUUAUCAGCUUGGUAUUCAGCAAAACACAAAUAUGUCUCACAGUGAAAUAAAUGCAAAUAACAAGGAAACAAAUAUUAACCAUAAUUCUGCUGUCAAGAUAACUAACAGGGACACCUUACCUUCACAAACCAGUUUUGGAACUAUUACAGGACCUUCUGUCACUUCUGUGCCUGUUCUCCAUGGUGAUAAAACUAAUUUCUCUGAAGAUAUGGAAAUGACCAAGAAUUGUACAGGUUUAAUCUGGGAAGUAACAGAUAGCCCUGCUGAUGGCUUAGUUCAAAAACAGAAAACUGAUAUUUUCGAGCUAAUGGAUAGAACGAAUUUUAGAGAGAUUGAGAUGGACAUUACAAAAAACCAUGUUUCCAUGAAUUCCUAUCUAAACAGUAUGCACCAUUCUAACUUAGUCAGUAAAAUGACUGCUGCAGAUCAGCAAAAUGAUCAUGGUAACAUGGAACUUUUAAAUCAAAGAGUAAAUCUUAGUUCUGCAAGAAACAUAAACUUAAAUACAAGUCAAGUGUCCAAGAAUUUUAAAAAGCCAGUAGAGAUUCCAUUAGUGCCAUAUACUACUAUUGGUAUCACUAAAUGGACUAAUUCAGCAACAGGAGAUAGUACAAUUAAUAGAACAAUUGGGCUUUCAAACAAUGCAGUAUCUUUAAUACCUGAACAUGAAAAUACUUUCGCUUCCAGUGAGAAUAUGGAAAUAAGUAAAGCUGUAGGAUCCUUAAGAUGUAAUUCUCUGAAGCCUGUUCCAUUCCAGGAUAUACCACAGCAGUUGACAGGUGCUAGUAGGAAAAGCAUAACUGAUUCAGAUUCUGAUAAGUUUAUGGCAUUGCCGUUGAGUGAAGACAAUGAAAUGGAGAUUACCAAGAGCUGUACGGUGCCAGUAAAUUACAACAUGCUGCAGCAUGAUAGAACGACUGAAGUGUUUCCUUUAGAAUCUGUAGACAAAACUACUAAUGUAUAUAAUGAUAUGGAUGAAACUAAACCUAUAACAUGUAUAAUAAGUCAGUAUGUAGAAAAUUCUGGUUCCCAGAUUAUGCAAAAGCCAAAUAGAUCUGGUAGAACUAGGCCAACCAAAGAUAGGACUAUUGUGUUUUCCCUCAAUGACGGGAAUGAAAUGGACAUUACCAGAAGCCACACAGUAGCAUUAAAUCAUGAUGCUGUCACUUUUGCAGAAGAUAGGCCUGUUCUAUCAACUGUAUCUUCAAAUAAAACCAUCCUAUUGACAUUACAUGAUGAUGUGGAAAUAACUAAUCCUGUGGCAAGUGAAACUCUUAGAAGUAUAUCUGACUUCCUUAAUGUGCCAAAGCAGAGUGCAGCAACUGGAAGGAAAACAAUUGAAUCAGAUAGUGAUACGUCUGUUGCAUUUCCUUUGAGUGCAAACAGUAAACUAGAAUUUAGGAAGAACCUUACAGAGGCAGUAGAAAGAGCUCCUCAAGAACAAACUUCACCUUUUGAAGAGAAUGUCAACAUUAAUAUAUCAAAUAAUAUGGCAGUAAAUAAGAGCAUGUCUUUUGCUCCUUCAGAUAAAACUGUAAUGUUUGUGCAUAAUAAUGACAUGGAAAUCACUAAACCAAUAAGUAUGACAUCUAUCAAAGAUACUGGCUUUGAGACUUUGCAGUCAAAAAACAAAGAAAAUGGCAAAGCGAUUCUAGUAAAAUCAGCCAAGAAAGGAACUGAUCUGUGUUUACUGGAUGAAAAUGAAAUGGAAAUGACAAGAAGUCAUACAGUAGCAGUCAACUAUGAUAUUCAACAUGCUAAGGUGGCCCCUCAGAAAUUGUUUUCCGAUUCUGCAAAUGAAACCAGUUUGUCUGUACAUAAUAAUUAUGAAACAAAUAAAUCUUCAAGUUUUGUUCCUGCAGAAAACACCAUGAUUAUGAGCAAUCAUGAUAUGGAAAUGACAAAAUCUUUACCAGCUGAAAUUUUCAAAAAUAGUCUAAAACCUUUCCGACAGAAAACAAAUUUAAAUUGUGAGUCUACUUUAGUAGAUCCAGUUAAUAUUAGUGUUUUUGCCCAACAACACAAUGAAAUGGAGAUUACAAAAUGCCACACGGUGUUAGUUAACCAUGAUGAUGUUUUCCAUAAAGAAAAGAUUCUGCAAAUAUCUGUUCAGAAUAAUAUGGAUACUGCAGGAUUUCCUACAAUUGCCAAAAAUCCUGAAGAAAAUUUUCAUAAGAAUAAGACUGAGCCAGAAAAGAAUGCUGAAUGGGAGUUCCCUUCAAAUCAAACAGCUAAUGAGCCAGUAAAGACUAAUAUGCACACAGUAUUAUUUGAUAACAAAACAAUUGAAUAUUGCCAGAAUAUUGCUAACCAAACUAAACAACUUUUUCCUUUCAAUGAAAAGAAUGCAUUCACUUAUCAGGAUGGCACAGAAGCUACUAGUUUGCACUCUGAUACUAUAAGUUGUGGGAAUCUGCAGGAAGUUAAGAAAGAGAGGCUAGAAAAAAAUAUGGAACAGAAUCACGAGGAAAAGGCAAAUGAUCUGGAGUUUAUAAAAAAACACACAGUUACCAACAAGGAACAUAAUUGCUAUGUGCUGUCUGCUGAAAAACAGAUACCAAACACUUCCAGAAUGUCAAAAGAAAAAACAGUUGCCUUUUCAGAUGAUGGGCACAUGGAGGUAACUAGCAAUUACACAACAGGAAUUGAAAGGAUGUUUAUGAGUGAUAGAAAUGAAUGUGAGUUACAUUCCCUUGCUGUAUCUAAUGUAAAAUUCUCUGCUUCAAUAAUUGAUUGUGAAAAGAAAUUAAAUAUUGACAAAAUUGCAUCUGAAAAGUCCAUCGUCCAAGUACAGCAGAACAUUUUGAAUACUAAAGAGAGACUAGAGCCUUGCAGAGCUAAAAUUAAUCAUAUGAAGGAAAAUGUCUCAAUUGUAGAUUCAAAAAAAGAGAACGAAUUGAUAUUUCCUAUCAGAAAGUCCUCUCUAGUGCCAACUCUAUCUGAUGAAAUUGCCCUGGGUUUAAACAGAGAGAAAAACCUAUUAGAUGAAAACAAAAUGGAAAAACAUGAUCUUAAAAAAUUAUCUCAGUCAAGACAAUUAGAUGAUACUGCUAUAAAAGCAAUGGAUGUUCUUCCAUAUGGUGACAAAAUUGGAAAGAAACCUGAAUGGGGAAGCUUUUCAAAAGAUCAACAUAACGAUUUGAAAUCCAGUCCCAUAAAUAUACUUCCAGUGGAAGAGCCUGUCAUUUUAAAUAAAGAAUCUAGUGUUAUCAGCAACUGUCCAAUGUUACAAGAUGCUGAGAAGAAACCAGAACUUGUUCUGUUCUCUUGUGAUGCCGAAUCCACUCUUAGUGAAGAAUUACCCAAGCUGAUAAUGAAGCCAGAUUGCUCCUUGAAGUUGAAAGAAGACAGAAGAAUUGAAUCCAAUGCAAUGGCUUCUAAAGCAGGGAUAAAUUCAAGUUCUACUGAGGGUAUUCCUCUUAAUGUACCUUUAAAUACAGAUAACAGUAAAAUAAGAAUAAUGCCCUUAGCUAUCUUCCCACCUAAAUUACCAAAUAAAAGAAAACCUGCACUUUCCAACAUAGACGCUCCUGCUGCCAAAUUGGAUAAAAACUCAGAAAUUCAAGAUUCUCAAGUCUCUUUACUUACAAAGAGUUCCUCAGACAAAAUAACCCAGAAAUUGUGUCCUUUUUACAUAGAUGAAGAACUGCUUCCUUCAUGUGCAGAGGAAAUGGAUUCUAAUGAAUCUUUAUGCCAUGAAGUGCCAGAAAAAUGUCCUGACGAGAUAUAUGAAAAAAUGAUUGUUAAUAAUGAAAUGUUUGAAACUAAUCAAAAAUUAAAGAGAUCUAUAAAUCAAGAAAAUGAGAACAUUCAAGGAGGAAAAAAGCUCAAGAAAGAUAUGGACUGGAAUGAUACUGCAGAACAAAAGCAGAUUCUUCAUAGCACAGAGGUACCUCAUAACAACAUAGAAACUGAUGAAAAUAAACAUAUUCCAGAAGUGGUGGCCACAAAACGGGAAAAGAAACAAAGCAGCAAGAACAACCUUUUUGAUUCAUUUAAGGUUGAUACAAGUUGCAAUAAUCAACAAAACAUUGAACUGGAGACUCAGCUUCUCAUGGACAGUAUUUGCGAACAAAAUUUACAAGAGAGAUUGCUGGAAGGUACUAUCACAGUUCGUGAAUUUUUCACACUUCUCCAAGUCCAUGUUUUAAUACAAAUGCCUCGCCAGAGUCACCUUCCGGUCAAGCCCACAGUCAACACAUCAUCUAUCCCAGAAGACGAGAUUCUCAGCCACUGCAUCUAUCAUCCCAAAUUACAGGUUUAUAAGGAAGAUUGUCAAACUCUUCACACAAUAAUAGAAGAAUUAAAACUUCAUGCAGCUGACCAAGAUAAACCUCUGGCGAAUAUGAAUAAAAGUUUUUGGGAAGUAAUGAAAACUUGUUCAAAGGAAGAGCUGAGUGGUUUUGGUGCUGAGCUGAACAAAAUGAAAUCCCGUUUCACCAAGAAAAGUAAAGUUCUUGCUCACAAAGGAAAAGCAAAAUUAUAUGUGAAAUUGGUGCACCAUGCAAAGCUGCAAUGUGAAAAACUACAAUCAAGAUUAGCUAAAAUGGAUGAACUUCUGAAAGAAAUGGAUAGCUGUCUUUUUGCUCUGGAGAAAGAAACUGCUACUCUGGAUGAUUCUAAGUUGGUUGCCAAUUAUGCCACGGAGGAACAUGAAACCAAAGUAAAACAUAUUGAGAGAGAACUAGAAAAUUACAAAUCCCAAGAAGAUAAUCUUCAAAGAGACCAAUCAGAUCUUAGUGAUAAAAAACAACAGAUAACGUCUGAAAUCAACCAGCUUCAAAGAGACGUAAGAAGUUGCCAAGAACUUACCGAGAAAUACAACUUCUCUGAGUGGGUAAUAAAGGAGUGGAAUGAUCACCAGGCAGUAUUUACUUUUCUUUAUGAUUCUAUUGAGCUCACUGUGGGAUUUAAAUGGCCCUUAGAUGAUGCUACUUUCCAAAACAAGUUCUACUGGGAGAUUGUUAGUCUGAAUUUUGAAACAUUAUUGGAUGAAACAAAAGCUGCACCUACUGCAAAACUAGUGCAUAAGCUUAUCUUUCAGUUUAUAGACAGUCAAAAUUCAUGGCAAAAGAAAUGCUCAACAGUGUAUCAACUUUCUCAGAUACUGCAUGAUCUGUCUCUCGUGGUAAACCGCUGUCAACUUCUGGGAGAAGAGAUAGAAUUUCUGAACAAAUGGGGUGGAAAAUUUUACUUGCUGAAGACUGAAGUGAAUGACACAAAUGUAAGCCUUUUGUUCUCCAGUUCUACGCCUCUUGCAAAGUUUGAAGUUGAACUCUCUUUAUCUGCCAAUUAUCCAACAUCUCCAAUAGUUUUCACUAUCCAAAAAUGCACAGGAAAUCUUGGCCAUGCGGAAAUUUCUGUGGUUUUGUCCAGCGUUCCAGUGGGAGCCAACUAUUUGAAGAGAAUGGUCAAUCAGAUUAGUUGUAAUCUACUCCAAUAUCCUGCAGCAAUUCCAAAAAAUAAAAGAGCAAUUGUCCAAUAGUUUGUUCUUCUUUGGAAAAAAAAAUUUGUCAACUAUCAAGCAUACAGUACUAGAGUGAUUACAUCUUUGUUUAAACUAUAGAAAGCAGAAAUAGUUAGCCUUUCUUCUACAAACUAUAGUGCAAAACUGUAAUGUGGUUCCUCUAUUGUUUUUUUUUUCUGUAUUUUUCCAGUAGUGCUUUGCGCUGCCUUUUAUUUCUGAGAGACUAUUUUAUAAUAGAAUAAAGUAUAUAUUGUAGUUGAUGCAAUUUCGAAACAUAUACUGCAGGAAAGGAAUGCUAAUAUGAGUAAGAGGAGCUAUCUUUAAGGCACUUAAGUAAUUGAACAUUGGGUAUAGAAUAGUCUCCUAAUUUUUUAGAAAUGAUCAAAGGGUAUAUUAAUUUUUUAUUCCAUUAUACUGACUGAGGAAAGUCUUCAGUUUCAAUGAAGGCAGCAUUAUUAACACGCAUCUUUAUGCAGGCUCAUCUUGAAUCUGUAAUGUUGACAUUCUUACAACAAAACCUCUAGGAUAUCUCCCUUGUCUAAUAUUUUGUUGGUGGACAAAUUAUGUUUAUAUGUAAAAUAUUGCAUAUUUAAAUGUUUUGUGAUGUUUGAGUGUUUUUUAACUUUAGUACUUUGUAAAAAGGAAAAGUGUAAUAAAGUUUACAACAGUA